Molecule: messenger RNA, 1686 nt
Organism: Capronia epimyces CBS 606.96
Lineage: Eukaryota; Fungi; Ascomycota; Eurotiomycetes; Chaetothyriales; Herpotrichiellaceae
Exons: 4
Coding region: 1-1686 (561 amino acids)
Biological process (GO): transmembrane transport
Molecular function (GO): transmembrane transporter activity
Source: RefSeq, a predicted model, not a curated record
AUGCCUUUUGGAAUCCUUGACUGCAAGAAGCUGGAGGUGGUGCCUGGCACCGCCUUCAUGAGCGACCAAGAGGACUUGCCGCCCGAGUAUAGCGAAGUACCUCGAGAGCUUUUGAAGCAUGGAAAAGGAAGAUUCUCCAACAUCAUCCUGAUCCCUCAGCCUUCAGACUCGCCCAACGACCCUUUGAACUGGCCUCAGUGGAAGAAGGAAAUGAUCCUUCUGAUUGUCGGCCUCUCUGCUGCCGUGGUGGGCGCUUUCGGACCUAUGCUGUCACCAGGAUUCGUCGAGGUCUCUGCCCAGCUCAACAUUUCCGUGGAGGUUUUGUCUCAGUCUACGGCAUGGCUCAUUCUGACGAUCGGCCUUGGGUUAUUUCUCACCAACCCUCUGGCCAAGAUAUACGGGAAAAGGCCCAUCUACAUUCUGGCCAUCUGCAUCAUGUUCGCCUGCAGUGUCUGGGGUGCUGAGGCCAAGACUUAUAACUCGUUCCUGGCAAGCCGAGUCAUCUCGGGUGUCGGCAUGGCACCUUACGAGGUCCUGGUUCAAUGCACGAUAGGCGACCUCUACUUUGUGCAUGAGCGAGCUACACGCAUAGCGGUGUGGAACUUGUUCCUUCUCACCGGGAUAGCUGGUGGCGCUCUGGUCAGUGGUUACAUUAUCGAAUACGACGGAUACAAGUGGACCUUCGGAGUGUGCGCCAUCUUCUUCGGCGUCCUCAUGCUGGCCGUCCUCUUUCUAGUCCCAGAGACCGCCUACCGUCGUGACGCGGUGGUCGUUGUGCCGGUGCAAGAUUCAGUCAGGGGCGACGAGGAGAAGGCUGGAGCCGAGCACGUCCACAUGGCCCUGGCCCACGAACACGAUGUCUCCCAGGCUCGUGGCGAGAAAGACAAGCACCUUUCGUAUUCCGUGACACAGGGUUCGGCCGAGCCCAAGUUGACAUACUGGCAGUCGUUGCGCAUCUUUACCGGGCGACACAGCUACGCGCCCAUGUUCAAAAUCUUCACGCGGCCGAUGAUCUUGUUUUUCUACCCGGCCGUCUUUUGGGGCUUUUUGAUAUAUGGCACCACCCUGACUUGGAUUGUCGUUUUCAGUGUCGUCAAUGGAGUCAUCUUCGUGGCGCCACCGUACAACUUCACAGUGUCACAGGUUGGCCUCAUCAGCUUGUCGCCGUUCAUUCUGACACUGAUUGGAGAGAUUAUCUCGGGUCCCUUGAACGACUGGAUUUGCCUCUAUCUGACGAAAAAGAACAAGGGCAUCUAUGAACCCGAAUUUCGCUUGGUUCUCAUCAUAGUUGUCAUUGUCCUGGGAACUGUGGGCUUCUUUGGAUUUGGGGCAACCAUCCACUAUCAGACACACUGGGCGGGGCCGGUCCUGACUUUUGGCCUUGCAAACAUGAGUUUGGCGUUCGCAGCGACAUGUGUGUUUAGCUAUGUGAUCGACUCUUACCCGAAACUGAACGAGGAGGCAUUUGUAGCUAUCAAUGCACGAAAUCUACUCACGUUUGGGCUGACCUAUUUCGUCAACAACUGGCUGGCAAGUGACGGGGCUCUGCAGGUGUUCUGCAUCCUAGGGGGGCUCUUCUUGUUUGUGUGCUCCUUGACCAUUCCACUAUGGAUUUUCGGAAAGAAGAUUCGAUCGUGGAUCGGGAGAAACGCAUGGCUGCAGCGGUAUAUGAACGACGACUUCUAG